Messenger RNA from Gossypium raimondii (Peruvian cotton), 3219 nucleotides. RefSeq names its product probable LRR receptor-like serine/threonine-protein kinase At3g47570. Gene Ontology annotation, biological process: protein phosphorylation. Gene Ontology annotation, molecular function: protein kinase activity; ATP binding. The record is from RefSeq and is a predicted model, not a curated record. The coding region runs from base 1773 to 3053 and encodes 426 amino acids. The transcript is spliced from 2 exons. Lineage: Eukaryota; Viridiplantae; Streptophyta; Magnoliopsida; Malvales; Malvaceae.
GUCUCCAUUAUGUCAAACCUGUUAUGUUUUUCUCUUUUCCUCUUUUCCAUUCUGAGUGCAGCCACUUCUCGGUCCAUAAACGAGACCGAAACACAAGCGUUGCUUGCAAUCAAGGCACGAAUACUCAUUGAUCCCUACGAGGUCUUUGUUUCUUGGAAUGGUUCUCGACAUUUUUGCGACUGGCCAGGAGUAACUUGUGGUAGACGGCAUAGACGUGUGACUGCCUUGCGUCUACCGUCACUCAAUUUGGUAGGCGAUCUAUCUCCUUACAUAGCUAAUCUUACAUUCCUUAAAGUGAUCAACGUCGGGAACAAUAGGUUCCGUGGUCCGAUCCCUCGAGAAGUUACUAAUUUGCAUCGUUUAGAGGAAUUGGUUCUUGCCAACAACUCUUUCCAUGGUGAACUUCCAAGGCAACUUGCUCUUUGUUCAAACCUAAAAUUUGUCAACUUAAACCAAAACGCUCUAGUAGGGGAAAUACACGCUGAGCUCGGUUCUUUGUCCAAGCUCCGUAUGCUUCAACUAGCCAUGAAUAACUUCACAGGGACAAUUCCACCUUCAAUAGGGAACAUCUCUUCCCUUCAAUAUCUUUCGUUAAUGCAGAACCAGCUUGAAGGACACAUACCGAUUGAGCUCGGUCAUCUGUCAAACUUGCGAUUUCUUCAAUUGGCUUCAAAUAAGUUCUCUGGUACAGUUCCUAAAGAACUAUACAAUAUCUCAUCCAUUUUUUUCUUCGGUUUAGCUGAUAACCAGUUACAAGGCCAGGUCCCUCCUUAUAUAAGCUUGAGCCUUCCUAACCUUAGGUUCAUUUACCUUGGGAAAAACAAGUUUUCAGGGCCAAUUCCAACAUCAAUAGCCAAUGCCACUGGGCUCAUACAACUCGAUAUGGGUUCAAACGAGUUGUCUGGACCGAUACCGAACUUGGGAAGCCUUCAGAAUCUACAAGCAUUGAAUUUCGGCGACAACUUCCUUGAUAGCUCCAGUGAUUUGAGUUUCCUCAGUUCAUUGACUAAUUGUACCAAUCUUAGUCUCUUAUGGUUAUACAAAAAUAACCUGACCGGUGUUUUGCCAGACUCGAUCGGAAACCUCUCUACAAAUCUCAACCAAUUCCGGAUCGAAACCAACUUCAUAUCUGGUACUAUACCGAAAGGGAUAGGAAACCUUGUAGGCUUGGAAUACCUUGGAUUGUUUGAAAACAUGUUCACAAGCACCAUCCCUGAUUCUAUAGGAAAAAUUUCCAAGUUGAAAUUUUUAUACGCAUACACAAAUAGAAUUACAGGGGAAAUUCCUUUAUCUUUAGGGAACAUGACCCAACUAAUUGCUCUUAGCAUUGAGGAUAAUUUGUUACAAGAAAACAUACCUGUAACAAUGGGUAACUUCAUUCACUUGGAACAAUUGGAUCUAUCUCAGAAUCGUCUAAACGGCACGAUACCAAAGGAAGUUAUUGGUCUCUGUUCGUCCAUAAUAGGCGUUAGCUUUGCUUCAAAUGGUUUAACAGGGACUUUACCAUCAGAGGUUGGAAACUGCAAAAAUCUCAUCUUGUUGGAUGUAUCAAACAAUAAUCUUUAUGGGGAAAUUCCUAGCUCGCUCGAGAAUUGUUUGAUGCUCGAGUUGCUUUCCCUGCAAGGAAACUCUUUUAAUGGAACCAUUCCUUCUUCAUUCAAAAGAUUAAGAAGCAUACAAGUUCUUGAUCUUUCGAAUAAUGAUUUUUCAGGGCGAAUACCGAAGUUUCUACCGAACUCCCUCUUGUCACUGAUCUUAAUCUGUCUUUCAAUAUGUUCGAAGGUGAAGUGGCCAUGAAUGGAGUGUUUGGCAACAUAAGUGCAUUCUCGGUUAUUGGGAACAACAAGUUAUGCGGAGGAAUUAAGCCGCUUCGGUUGCCUGUUUGUCCUAGGGAAACCGAAACGAAAGGGAAGAACUUCCCACAUAAGGUGAUAAUUGCAAUCGCUGUCGUACUCUUUGUUGUUUGGUUCUCGAUAUGUCUCUUCGUGAUCAAACAACGGGCUAACUCGUCACGAAAGAAAGAGGGCAUUGCCUCCCCGUUGGAUAAGAAACACCCGAAACUUUCCUACGCUGAACUCCUUCAUGCGACCGAUGGUUUCUCUUCAGCCAACUUAAUCGGCAAAGGAAGAUAUGGUUCGGUCUAUAAAGGUACUCUAACUUCCGACAGUCAAAAACCCAUCGCUGUGAAAGUACUCGAUCUCCAACAACGCGGUGCCGAGCGGACUUUCAAGUCCGAAUGCCAAGUCCUUAAGAACCUUAAACAUCGUAAUCUUGUCAAGGUCAUUACUUCUUGCUCAAGCAUCGAUUUUCAAGGCAACGAUUUUAAAGCUUUGGUGUUGGAGUUCAUGCCAAAUGGGAGCUUAGAAACCUGGUUACAUCCGAGUUCAACUGAGUUAAACCAUUCAAUGAGGCUAAAUCUAACUCAGAGACUCAACAUCGCCAUUGAUGUUGCUUUAGCAUUGGAUUAUCUUCAUUCCCAAUUCGGCAAACCGGUGGUCCAUUGUGAUUUAAAGCCGAGCAACGUUCUUCUUGACGGUGACUUAACUGCUUAUGUUAGUGAUUUCGGACUAACGAAGUUUCUUACAAUGACAGCUGAGUACUCCAUUGGUGAGCAAAGCAGUUCCAUUGGAAUAAGAGGAACCAUGGGAUAUAUUCCUCCAGAAUAUGGACUGGGAAAGGAAGUAUCCACAUUCGGUGAUGUGUACAGCUACGGCAUCGUUUUAAUGGAGCUUUUUACUGGCAAAAGACCCACUGACAGCAUGUUUACGGGAGAGCUUAGCCUACGUGAUUACGUUAAGGCGGCGCUGCCUGAUCGUGAGGGCGAGAUAGCCGAUCCUUGGUUCAAUUUUGAAAAUGAAGCCUUCGAUCAAAAUGGCCAAAGCAGCGGCGGUGGCACCGGCAACGCUGGGAAAUGGUUGGGCUCAGUCCUUGGCAUCGGAGUCGCAUGCUCUGCUGAUUCACCGAUUGAGCGAAUGAAAAUCGGAGAUGUGCUGAGAGAGCUUGACAAUGUUAGAAAUAGGCUUAUUGGAGAUCACCGGAGAAGAAGAGCGUAGCAAGCAUCAGUGCAUCGAUGAAGAUGCAAUAAAUAACUGCAUGAAUAAUAAAUAUGGGUGAAUGUAGCUGAGAGGCGCUCUAUUACAGAGAACUGAUCAAAUUAGUCCCUCUAUUAUUAUAUUAUAUGGAUUAAUUUACUAUUGUACUAUUAAAAAUAAUCAAAUA